Molecule: messenger RNA, 662 nt
Organism: Populus euphratica (Euphrates poplar)
Lineage: Eukaryota; Viridiplantae; Streptophyta; Magnoliopsida; Malpighiales; Salicaceae
Product: GDSL esterase/lipase At2g42990-like
Exons: 2
Coding region: 45-443 (132 amino acids)
Molecular function (GO): hydrolase activity, acting on ester bonds
Source: RefSeq, a predicted model, not a curated record
AUGCUCUUGGAGCUCGGAAAUUAUCCCUUACAGGGCUUUCUCCAAUGGGGUGUUUGCCAAUGGAGAGAGCUACAAAUUUUAUGCAUCCUAACAUCUGUGUGAAGGAAUACAACGAUCUUGCUUUGGAAUUUAAUGGAAAAUUGAAUCAAUUGGUGCCAAAACUGAACGAUGAACUUCCUGGAAUGAAAGUGUUGUUUUCAAAUCCACAGGACUUACUGUUGCAACUCAUCACAGCAUCCUCACUGUAUGGAUUUGAGAAUGCUGAAGUAGGAUGUUGUGGCCCAGGAACAUUUGAGAUGGGAAUUAUGUGUGCUCGAGAACAUCCACUUACAUGCACAGAUGCCGCCAAAUAUGUCAUUUGGGACGCCUUUCAUCUCACUGACAGAACAAAUCAAAUAAUUUCGGCUUAUUUAUUCAAGGAUCUUAAGUCAAAAUUUCUUUGAGUUGCAGUGUGAUUGUUGGUGGUUGUCUGGUUGAAUUUCGGAGAAAAAGGAAGGUAGCUAUAUUCAUGGGUGUUGAAUGAAUACUACGGUGGUGGUACAUGUAUGGACCGUGGUGUUUAGAGAGAGCAAUGACUGUUGGUCUGGAUUUACGAAAUUAGAUAUUUGUAGCCUAGAUGGUAUGCAUGUGUAUUUUAAGAUGUGUAUAUAUUAUAUUGAAUU